Rotaria sp. Silwood1 is the source of this 915-nucleotide messenger RNA. The record is from the annotation of a GenBank genome assembly. Lineage: Eukaryota; Metazoa; Rotifera; Eurotatoria; Philodinida; Philodinidae.
AUGCUCAAUACAGGUCAUGGCACAUUUGGCAGUCAAGUUACUUAUCUGAUCGGUUAUUGGGCAUAUAAUAUGGCCGUCGCUGAUGUCAAUGGUGACAAUCGCCCCGAUAUAAUUGUGGCGAAUAGUGAGCAAAGUACCAUUGGUGUGCUCCUCAACACAGGUAGCGGCACAUUUGGCAACCAAGUGACCUAUUGGGGUGGUUCUUACCCGCGUGGUGUGGCCGUCGCCGAUGUCAACGGCGAUAAUCGUCCAGACAUUAUUGUAACGAAUGCGUAUUCAAACACUGUUAGUGUUCUCUUGAACAUUGGUAGUGGUACAUUCGGUGGACCAACGACCUAUUUGGCCAGCUCGUACCCAUAUUCUGUAGCAGUCGCCGAUGUCAAUGGUGACAAUCGCCCAGACAUUGUUGUCACCAAUGCCGGAAACAACAACAUUGGUGUUUUCAUGAACAUGGGAAGUGGUUCAUUUUCCAAUCAAGUGACCUAUCCAGUCGGCGAUUGGCCGAUGUGGGUAGCUGUCGCCGAUGUAAAUGCGGACGGUCAUCCUGACAUAAUUGUGGCGAAUAGUAACAAUGUCGGUGUCCUUCUGAACACAGGUAGUGGGUCGUUUAGCACUCAAGUGACCUAUACGGUUGGUUUUUGGUUAAAUUUUGUGACCGUCGCCGAUAUGGAUGGUGACAGUCUUCCGGACAUUAUUGUGACGAAUACCGGAAGUAGCAGCGUUGGUGUUCUUCGUAAUAAAGGUAGUGGCAUAUUUGACACUCAAGUCAUCUAUGCCGUAGGCAAUACGCCGUAUUGUGUAGCCGUAGCCGAUGUCAAUGGUGAUGGUGGCCGUGACAUGAUUGUGGCCAAUGGUGGAAGCAACAAUGUCAGCGUCAUUCUCACCGAUUGCAUUUGCCGUCAAUGUUGGAUCUAA